Molecule: messenger RNA, 3378 nt
Organism: Coregonus sp. 'balchen'
Lineage: Eukaryota; Metazoa; Chordata; Actinopteri; Salmoniformes; Salmonidae
Source: the annotation of a GenBank genome assembly
AUCUGGUGUAACAACCUGUAGCUAAUGUGUAGAUAGUUGGACAGAGGAGCAGCUAGUUGUGGACAUUACUGGUUAUAUAACAAGUUCAUAAUCGAGCAAUACAUGUAAAAUUAAAACAACGCUUAGUCUCUUCAAUGUAUAUAAUAAUAAUAAUAAUUCUAAAACAUUUUCUCUGUGUUGCCAGGCAACAGCAUACAGCAGACGCUCCCUCUGUGAGAGAAGAGUGGUGGGAGUAGGACGACGUUGGGAUGCUUGCGUGUCUGUGUGGUGCAGACCAGACAUACAGUGGAGAGGAGUGGCAGCAAUGUUGCCUGGUGUUGGUGUGUUUGGCACAGGGAGUACAGCACGGGUGCUAGUUCCAUUGCUGCGGGGGGAAGGGUUUGAGGUACGCGCGCUCUGGGGGAGGAGCGAGGAGGAGGCAUGCGCCCUGGCGCAGGAGCUGGGCAUUCCGUUUCACACCAGCCAAUCGGACGAUGUCUUAUUGCACCCUGAUGUUGACCUUGUCUGCAUCUACAUCUCACCCCCACUCACACGGCAGAUUGCAGUCAAAGCCCUGGGUAAGACAACACAAAUACAUGCAUGCACACUUGUACACACACACAGUUGGGUUUUCCUGCCCUGUGGGAGAGCAUGGGUAAUCAAUCCCAGUGUUUACACCACAAACGUUGGCACAAUGCCUACACAACACUCAGGCAACAUACAGAAUACUCUUACUGUGCUUUCAUAGCACACAAACACUUGACGAGGCCAUAGGGAAGCAAUGCUUCCACAAACUUACAUAAACAAUACAGUCUCUGAUGAACACUGAUAAUCGGUGCAUUCCUCUUCUAAUCUGUCUGGACUCAUACCUCCCAUACAUCCCUCCCCCCAUCUCUCUCUCUCCAUGGCUGAGGCUCUCUCUUUUCCUCUUUCUCACUACCUCCCUUCUCUUAGUCUCUAUUGAGCCCUCUCUGUCUAUCACUGUAUUCUGAUUGAUUUACAAUAGUUGGCUAUACGCUUUAACUGAAUCGUGAGUUUUGAGGUACUGGUAGGUUAUGAUGUCAGAGGAGGUGAAUUGACCGUCUUAUCUGGGUGAAUUCCUGAGCGUUGACCUCAUCUUCCUGCUUUAGUUCCUGCUUCCUGAGAGUGUCUCCACCAACCGGAAGGUCCCUCCCUGCUCUGGGGGAGGGACGUGCUGUUUGCGUGUGUGUGUGCGUGCGGCAGAGGGGUCUGGACAGUAUGUACUUCCUCCUGUGUCCGGUCGAAUAGUGGACUCCCUGUGUUGGGUGGGGCUUUAAGGUCAGGGCUGAGGUUAUAUUUGCAUAGAGACACACACACACACACACACACAGUUAAUAGAUGGUGCCACAACCUACAUACACACAUGGUGGUUGUUGAAGCAUAGAGGCAUUUUCAGGAACACCUCUUUCUCUCUCUCUCUCUCUCUCUCUCUCUCUCUCGUAGGGAUAGGUAAGAAUGUGGUAUGUGAGAAGGCUGCUACCGCUGUGGACGCGUUCAAGAUGGUGACUGCGGCGCGGUACUACCCCCAGUUGCUGAGCAUUGUGGGUAAUGCUCUGCGCUUCCUCCCAGCGUUCGUAGCAAUGCGGCAGCUGCUGGCGGAGGGAUACGUGGGUGAGCUGCAGGUGUGUGACGCCCGUGUCUAUGGCCCCAGUCUGCUCGACCAAUCAUACGGCUGGACCUGCGAGGAGCUGAUGGGGGGUGGCGGGCUCCACACGGUUGGCUCUACCCUCGUGGACCUGCUGAGUCACCUGACGGGAGCACGGGCGAUGCGGGUGCACGGCCUUCUCCGGACGUUCGUGCGGCAGAAUGGAGCGAUCCGCGGGAUCCGCCGCGUCACCAGCGAUGACUUCUGUUUCUUCCAGAUGCUGAUGGGAGGGUCUCAUUCUGGUAGCGGGGCGGGGACUGGAACUGGGUCAGGAGUGUGCUGCACUGUGACUCUGAACUUCAACAUGCCGGGGGCCUUCGUCCACGAGGUGAUGGUUGUUGGUUCAGCAGGGAGGCUGAUUGCCAGGGGGACAGAGCUGUACGGGCAGCGCAAUGGAGGGAACGGGGAGGAGCUGCUGCUAGGGGACAGCGGAGGGACGGGACAAGAGGUCAAGGAUGUCCCCCUGCCACACCUGCGGGGGCUAGGCUCCAUGGUUACAGCUCUAAAAUAUGCUUUCCAGGCACAGGAGGAGCGUCGGUCAUGGGCGCAGGGGCCGGUUGCCAUGGCGUCAACGUUUGAGGAUGGGCUGUACGUGCAGACGGUGGUGGAGGCGGUGAAACGGUCAAGCCGCAGCGGAGAGUGGGAAAGUGUGGAGGUCAUGACUCAGGAACCAGAUCCCAACCAAAACCUGUGUGAGGCGCUGCAGAGAAACAAGAACUGAGUACUCAUAUUUAUAUACACACACACCUACACAUACUAAUAUAAAUGACCUACAGACAGCCUCUAUGGCCUGUCCUGAGGAGACUGUCCCCUAUCAACCACUACCCUCCCCUGCAAGAACCCACAGCCAGGCAGACUGGUGGGCACACCUUCUACUGGAACAGAACUACUGGAUGUGAACUCUUCUCAGCAGAGUUGUUGUGUGUGUGCAUGCCUGCGUGCGUUUUGAAAUAUUCCCAGCCAAUCCGGCCCUAGUUCACCACUUUCCUGUCAAAUCAGUGAUCACCUUGAAGGAGGACGUGUUAAGUAUUCACACUAUAGUUUCUCACUGUGCCUCACUACUUCUGCUGAUGUAAGAAAUGUUUGUUGGAGUUUACAUACAUGUCAUAGAUUAAAUGUAGGAUUAUCUCUUACACAAAUGUGUAUUAUACACAUAAACAUAUAUAGUUAUUUUUAAAGAGUAACUUACUAACUCAAGAAUUUCAUUUUAAAAAACUAACUUUUUACGAGAAGAUGCGUAUCAUCAUCAGACUGCCCUCACAGCAGAGUUACUCAUGCAAACCCCCUUGACUUUCAGUUAGUUAUUAUUUGAUGUAUGUCUUUUUUUUUUUAUCAGUAAGAUAUUGAUUGUUGAUCCCAUUUUCCAUAUCAGCAUUUCCUGCACUGAUAAAAUGCUACUACACCCGCUGUGUCUGUGGUAACCGGACAGCUUGUGUGCAAGCCUGUGAAUAGAAUGUGUCUGACUAUAUGGUGGAAAGACUGUACUGUAUUUAUUUCAUUUUUACUUUUGUGUUUUACUAAGAAAAGGCUGUAUGUUUUAUUUCAGUAGUAUGUGUUCAGCAAGUGGAAAUGUGUCUGAUAAGCUAUAAGAGGUUUGUUGAUGGAUAUUUAUAUUUUGUGUUUUAAGUUUUUAUAAUUUCAGUUUUACUUGGCGUUAUCACUGUUACCCGUGUAGCUCAGUUGGUAGAGCAUGGCGCUUGCAAUGCCAGGGUUGUGGGUUCGAUUCCCACAGG